AUGCCCGGUCCUGGAGCGCAAGAAGCCAUUGCACGAGGCCACCCCGAUCCCGUUGCACGAGGCCACCGUGAUCCUGAUGCACGAGGGCCCCCCCUCCUCCCCGCCGCUCCCCCCCCCCGCCCCGAGUCUCGCUGCACGAGGAGCCGGUGCACGAGGGCUGGCCUGAUCCUAGUGCACGAGGAGCCAAUGCACGAGGCCAGCCCAGUCCCGGUGCACGAGGCCGUCCCGCUCCCGGUGCACAAGGUCGCCCCAGUCCCGGUGCACGAGGAGCCGGUGCACGAGGAGCCGGCGCACGAGGCCUCCCCGCCCCCAUUGCACAAGGACCCGAUGCAUGAGGAGCCGAUGCACGAGGCCACCCCUGUCCCGGUGCACGAGGAGCUGUUGCACGAGGAGCUGAUGUACCAGGCUUCCCCAGUCCCGGUGCACGAGGAGCUGUUGCACGAGGAGCUGUUGCACGAGGCCUCCCCGCCCCCAUUGCAGAAGGACCCAAUGCACGAGGAGCCGAUGCACGAGGCCACCCCUGUCCCGGUGCACGAGGAGCUGUUGCACGAGGCCUCCUUCUUCCCAUCGCACGAGGAGCUGUUGCACGAGGCCUUCCCCAAUCCUGGUGCACGAGGAGAGCUGUUGCACCAGGUCUCCCUGCUCCCCUUGUCUGAGGUGCCAUUGCAUAAGGAGCUGUUGCACAAGGAGCCGUCGCACAAGGCCUCCUUGCUCCCGUUGCACGAGGUGCUGGUGCACGAGGUGCCCUUGCACGAGGCCUCCCCGCUCCUGUUGCACGAGGAGCCCUUGCACGAGAAGCCCUUGCAGGAGAAGCCCUUGCACGAGGCCUUCUUGCUCCUGUUGGACGAGGAGCUGUUGCACGAGGAGCCCUUGCACGAAGAGCCUUUGCACGAGGCCUCCCUGCUCCUGUCGCACGAGGAGCCCUUGCACGAGGCCUCCCUGCUCCCAUCGCCCGAGGAGCCCUUGCACGAGGAGCCGGCCUCUCUGCUCCUGUUGCACGAGGAGCCCUUUCACGACAAGCCCUUGCACGAGGCCUCCCUGCUCCUGUCGCACGAGGAGUCCUUGCACGAGGAGCCCGUUCACGAGGCCUCCCUGCUCCUGUCGCACGAGGAGCCCUUGCACGAGGAGCUCUUGCACGAGGAGCCCUUUCACGAGGCCUCCCUGCUCCUGUCGCACGAGGAGCUCUUGCACGAGGAGCUCUUGCACGAGGAGCCCUUUCACGAGGCCUCCCUGCUCCUGUCGCACGAGGAGCUCUUGCACGAGGAGCUCUUGCACGAGGCCUCCCCUCGCUCCAGGGCCUCCCCGUACCGAGGGGGUUCAUUCACCCCCCCCGUUCGUCUCCCCCCCUCCUAA
Molecule: messenger RNA, 1353 nt
Organism: Gavia stellata (red-throated loon)
Lineage: Eukaryota; Metazoa; Chordata; Aves; Gaviiformes; Gaviidae
Exons: 2
Coding region: 1-1353 (450 amino acids)
Source: RefSeq, a predicted model, not a curated record